Molecule: messenger RNA, 1155 nt
Organism: Mytilinidion resinicola
Lineage: Eukaryota; Fungi; Ascomycota; Dothideomycetes; Mytilinidiales; Mytilinidiaceae
Product: alpha/beta-hydrolase
Exons: 2
Coding region: 1-1155 (384 amino acids)
Biological process (GO): lipid metabolic process
Source: RefSeq, a predicted model, not a curated record
AUGCGCUCUGCCCUCCUCCUGCUUUCCGCUGCCGCAGUCGCCCUGGGGGUGCCGGCUCAGACUCAGACACCGCUGGCGCAGGCCGCAAGCAGCAACCACUCCUCUGUAUCGAACCGCCUCUUCAUCGAGUUGGAAGAGCUCGCGCGUGUCGUAGAUAUUUCCUAUUGCGUUGGGACCACCGGCUUGGGCAUCCAGAAGCCCUUUCAGUGCGCCAGCAGAUGCGGCGAGUUUGAGAACUUUGAGCUGAUCACAACGUGGAACACUGGCCCUCUCCUAUCCGACUCCUGUGGCUAUAUUGCGGUAUCACAUCCUCCGUCGGCUCCUCGCAUUCUUCUCGCUUUCCGGGGGACCUACUCCAUCGCCAAUACCAUUAUCGACCUCUCUACAAUCCCUCAGGAAUACGUGCCAUAUCCUGGAGACGAUGACGACGGCACGGAAGAUCCCGAUUUUGUGGACCCUAAAAUUUGGCCGGACGAAGACUCUCCUCCGCCGGCCGACCCUCCGAAGUGCACAAACUGCACAGUUCACACAGGGUUUUAUACUUCUUGGUUGAACACGAGAAAGGAAAUCCUACCCCACCUUACCGAGGCUAUCAACAACUAUCCCAACUACACCCUUACCCUUGUUGGGCAUUCCCUUGGAGGUGCGGUCGCUGCCCUAGCUGGUCUGGAUUUUGAAGCUCGUGGCUGGGACCCGCAUGUCACGACAUUUGGUGAACCCCGUGUUGGAAACAAGGAGUUUAUGGAAUACAUAAACAACCGUUUUGAUGUUGCGAAUAUCACUCCCACUCAGAACGAUACUACCAGUAAAUAUCGGAGGGUGACCCAUCAAGGAGAUCCGGUACCGCUAUUGCCCCUGGACGAAUGGGGCUACAAAAUGCACAGCGAGGAAAUAUUCAUCAAAAAGUGGGAGCUACCGCCAACUGCCGAAGACAUCCAGCACUGCAACGGAGACGAGGACCCCGCGUGUAUUACGGGCGAUGAGGCUGAGAAUCCUUCUUGGGGUGUUCCUGCCAGAUUCAAGCUUUGGCAGCUGUUCUUUGCGCACCGAGAUUACUUCUGGAGGCUGGGCCUGUGUGUUCCGGGGGGCGAUCCGAAGGACUGGUAUCGCAAAUAUCCGCAUCUUGGCGGUGAUGACGAGACACCCGAGCUUUAA